AUGGUGAAGUACUCUGUGCAUACUGCAUACCAAUGGUAUUGCUCCCAGCGAUCCAAGGCCGAGCUCGAUCUCCCCGAUCUUAACGAUCCAAACGCCAAAGGAGAAAUUGAUCUGUUCCUCGGCGAGCGUUUCUGUCGCUAUGAUGGGUGCCCAAAAGAUACUCCUGCGACCUCGACCAACAACCUGCGGAAGCAUUAUGCUGAUAAGCAUGGUGACAUUACCUUGGCGAGUCAAAGUGGUCGUCCCACUUUGCAAGAUGAGCAUGAUGCUGUCGAGUUUUAUAUUGCGAUUCGGGAUGGGUACGAUGCGAAGGUUACAGCUGAAGCAGAAGUGAGGCCCCAGCUCCCUCGCAAGGCAGAUGGAACAAUUCACCUCACCAAUAUGCGCAAGGUGGCAAAGGAACGCGGUGGUCAAGUUCCAUGUGAGCCAUGCAAGGAUGCAAAUGAUCGUGCUGGUUGUUGCCGUGAAGUUAAUGCCGACCGAUGUGACAAUUUUGAGCUGUUUGCGACUGGUUCUGAAGCAGAGGAAGGUGAUGAAGAAGAAGAGGAGGAGGAAUAG
This is a messenger RNA of Penicillium samsonianum, 558 nucleotides long. RefSeq lists its product as uncharacterized. Bases 1 to 558 code for a protein of 185 amino acids. The transcript is spliced from 7 exons. Lineage: Eukaryota; Fungi; Ascomycota; Eurotiomycetes; Eurotiales; Aspergillaceae. The record is from RefSeq and is a predicted model, not a curated record.